GCUAAUGUUUGCUCUCAUAAGUAGGCUAUCAUUUAUCAUUAUUGUUAAAUAUAAAAUAAACAAUUGAAAACAAAACGCAUAAGAAUAAUUUUAAAACUAAAAAAAAUAAUAGUUUGCAAAAUGUUAACCGAUACUGAAGACGAUUUCUUCUACGAAGAAGACAAAAUAACUAAAUGCAAGAUGGAAGAAAGUGCACCAUUGCUGCCUAUAGAAUCGUUGUCCUUCGAUAUAGCAUCUAUCUCUGCGACGAAUCCAACAGAUACACAAUUGGUCCAAAAAGUGCCUUCGUCUACUUCACAAUCUAAUGAAACAUUCGAUUCAAAAGCAACAACGACAAUAUCUACACAACCGGUUGAUGAUAUUUUAGUGACAGACGAGAUGGGCGCGACUGUUGUUUGCGCUGGCUCUCCAACGCAUAAUGAAAGAUUUUACGCGUUUGCUAAACAAAAGUUCGAAUUAGAGCGAUUGGGGAUGACGGUCAGUACAAAGUCUGUAGUCAUGAAUAAAGAUGAAAGUAACUUGAUUGGCAUAAGCAUAGGUGGUGGAGCCCCACUUUGUCCUUGCCUCUAUAUAGUUCAGAUAUUUGAUGGUACACCUGCUGCCCGUGAAGGUUCGUUGGAGAGUGGUGACGAAUUAUUAGCCAUAAAUAAUGUUAGUGUCAAAGGUAAAACCAAAGUCCAAGUAGCCAAAAUGAUACAGGUUGCCAGUCAACAAGUGACCAUACAUUAUAAUAAAUUGCAUGCUGAUCCUGAACGAGGCAAAUCCUUAGAUAUCAUUUUGAAAAAGUUGAAACAUCGCAUUGUUGAUAACAUGUCCAGUAAUACAGCCGAUACCUUGGGACUGUCGCGUGCGAUAUUGUGUAACGAUUCGUUAGUUAAACGAUUGGAAGAAUUGGAAGGAACUGAGAUGAUGUAUAAAGGCUUAGUGGAGCAUGCAAAACGUAUGCUUAAAGCGUAUUACGAUUUGCUGCAAACUUAUCGUUUAUUUGGUGAUUGUUUUAUGUGCAUUAGUACACGUGAACCUCAGAUGAGGGCUUCGGAAGCUUUUCGCAUAUUUGGCGAAUUUCAUCGUCAUCUAGAGAAAGAUGGUCUGGAGAUAAUUAAACAAAUUAAACCCAUUUUAGAUGAUUUGGGCACAUACCUGCACAAAGCUAUACCGGACACAAAAUUAACCGUACGCCGUUACAUGGACGCUAAAUUUACGUAUCUCUCAUAUUGUCUAAAAGUCAAAGAAAUGGAUGAUGAAGAGCAUGGAUUUGCCUCCAUACAAGAGCCUCUAUAUCGUGUGGAAACUGGUAACUAUGAGUAUCGUCUUAUAUUAAGAUGUCGCCAAGACGCCCGCGGUAAAUUUGCCAAACUACGAACCGAUGUAUUGGAAAAAAUGGAAUUGCUAGAGUGUAAACAUGCUAACGAUUUAACUAACCAAUUACGUGGCUUGUUGAACAGCUUAAAGCAACUAAAUCAGUCUGUAGUGCAACGCAUGGACAGUUUACCUCAUUUGUUUCCUAUAGAAGUCGACUUUAAGGAAACGGACUUUCAAUAUAAAUCACAGAUAUUGGAACCUCAAAAACUCGACGAAGAUGAAGAUCAGGAAAACGUCCUGCAAUCAAGAAAUACCUGUACGGAAAUAGUAUGCGGUUUAGAGGCUGUAGAAGAACCGGCUCCUAUUGUCAACAUCUGUAAAGAGGAAAAUGCUUGUUCGCUGAAUGACAAUGACUCGCUGCUUAGAGAUCUGGGUCUUUUAGGUAUAGAUUUGAAUGCUAAACCGCCUUUAUUACUUAAUGAAAAUCAACAUGUAACCGAUGACUUUGGCAUCAUGGCAGGUGCUGCCGCUUUGCCAACGAUCAGUAAUAAUAAUAAAAUAUUCGAUUUCGAUUUAUUUUUAAAUCAGUGCCCUUCGACGUCGCCAUCAACGGCAACCAUUACGAAAAGCAACCCAGAACAAGAUCUCAUGGCAGUCAACGCGUUAGAGACAGAUUUGCUGCUGCAAUAAAAGUCCAUGAUUAGAGUUCAUUGUAUCUUUAUAUAAUGUAGACUUGUUUUAUUUCAUUUUGACUACAUGGCUCAGAUGCUAACUUUUAAAUAAA
Messenger RNA from Glossina fuscipes, 2086 nucleotides. RefSeq names its product PRKCA-binding protein (gene PICK1). Gene Ontology annotation, molecular function: protein kinase C binding; protein domain specific binding; phospholipid binding. The transcript has 5 exons. Gene Ontology annotation, biological process: positive regulation of receptor internalization; regulation of Arp2/3 complex-mediated actin nucleation; dendritic spine maintenance. Gene Ontology annotation, cellular component: postsynaptic density; trans-Golgi network membrane; synaptic vesicle. The record is from RefSeq and is a predicted model, not a curated record. NCBI's taxonomy places the organism in Eukaryota, Metazoa, Arthropoda, Insecta, Diptera, Glossinidae. Bases 121 to 1992 code for a protein of 623 amino acids.